Pestalotiopsis fici W106-1 is the source of this 2184-nucleotide messenger RNA. RefSeq lists its product as uncharacterized. Lineage: Eukaryota; Fungi; Ascomycota; Sordariomycetes; Amphisphaeriales; Sporocadaceae. The transcript is spliced from 2 exons. Bases 1 to 2184 code for a protein of 727 amino acids. The record is from RefSeq and is a predicted model, not a curated record.
AUGAUUCCAGGGAUCGCGCCACGCCUCCCGACGCCAUGGGUACGGGUGAAGGGCUCAUGCAAGCGCCUCCUUGGCUAUCAUGUUCCUCUGCAGGACAUCCCAGAUGUUGCAUUUAACCCUGGAGACCGCGGGGUCACCCAGUCCGGAGCUGAACCUACUUUGGUCAACAAGAAGUCCACGGGCUCGUUGCGCGAUACAUAUCAGAUGAAUCUCUGCGACUCGUGCUCCCGGUUGGAGAUCCAACAACUCCCCCUCAACAGUCACCCGCGACCGCCGGGUUUCAAGCUGGGCACUCUCGGCCAAGUUUAUAGUCGCGCGAUCAAUUCUAGUUGCGCCCUCUGCGGGCUGAUUUUAGCGCACAUCUUGGCCAGUUCCUAUUUCGCGCACUAUGCGACAAAGGAUGGUGUCGCCGCAGACAAGAUCGAAUUACCCGUUUCUUUGCUGAGACAGGCAAAGGACAGUUUCAAAUCGAGAAAAGAGACCAGUCUUCACGGUUUCGAUGUUAGUUUCGGUCGCGACGGGCUGAUAUUCUCCGUCAACCUGUACGCUCCACGAGGCAGCCCAGCUGCAGUGUUUGGCGACGUCGCCAGCCGCGAUAUCUGCGUGCCUCUGGACGCCGAAUCACUGACUCCGAGUGAUCUUGCUAGCAAGUGGCUCAAUUGGUGUAAAGCUGGACAUGACGACUGCUACGAGUCGUUUUCAGGGGAGAGAAUUGAGGGCAAUCCAGAGGUGGCACCUCGACGCUUGCUUGCCAUCACGGCACCGCAGAAUCCCAAUGAACCCCCAUCAGUACGCCUCAUUGAACCAGCAAAGCCUUUUAGGGCACGGUACGUGAGUCUAAGUCACUGUUGGGGUCCUCCCGAGAAACGACCAUUGUGCACCCUCAAGGCGAAUCUUGAACAGCACAAGAUCCAAGUGCCUUGGCUACGUCUAUCUCAGACAUUUCGGGAUGCGUGUACACUCUGCUUGACCCUGGGCGUUGAGCUCAUCUGGAUAGACUCCCUCUGCAUCAUCCAAGAUGACCCGGCCGACUGGAGCCACGAGGCCGCCAUUAUGUGCAGAGUAUACGAGGAGUCGGAAUUCACCAUUGCCGCGUCCUCGGCGUCCAACUCGAGCCAGGGCUUAUUCGGCGUCCGGUCCAAUGUCAACUUUGUGGAGCUCCCAUACACGCACCGGGAGUCGGGCACGCGCGGUGCCAUCUAUGCCUACGAGCACCCGGUGGGCGCCAGCACCAUUUUCGAAAAGUCGUCCUUGAGCGGACGGGGCUGGGUUCUCCAGGAAUCUGUCCUGGCGCGCCGAACGAUGCACUUUACGGCGUUUGGCGUGUACUGGACCUGCGGCCGUGAUCCGGGGUACCAGCGUAACGAGUUCGAGGUCGGGACUGCCUACAUUGUGCCCAAUACCUGGAUGGCCAUGAUUCGAGAGUACACGCGACGUGAUCUUACAUACAAGUCGGACAAGAUGGUGGCAAUCCAGGGCUUGGCAGACGCGUGGGCGAAAAGGACCAAGAACAUCUAUUAUCACGGUAUAUUCCUCGAAGAACUGCCCUAUUGUCUGCUAUGGAUUGGCCGCGGGUCAGUGUUGGAGGCUCUGGUCCGGAAUAUCGGAAAUGGCGUUCCAUCCUGGACUUGGGCCUCUACUACUGGGCGCAUUGAAUUUGCCUCGAUAGCAGUCGAAGAUAAGAGCGCUUCAGAGGUAUUCUGCGGUGACAUUGAGCCGUCUACUCUCAUUUCUGGUGCGCUGCAUCUAAGGGCAAAAGUAAAGGAAGCCGCCUCAUUUCACGGGCCAUUUGAAUGCUUACCGACCACUGUCGAGGAGCUUCGAGGGGUGGAUCCAGACUCGGGUCUAUCAAUGAAGGAUCAAGACAGAGAAUGGUGUCAUCAUAGUAAUCACCCAGAGAGAUACUACAUGCUGAUGGCUAGCUCUGGAAAGGCCGUUGGUUGGGGAGCUUUCGAUGAGGGGCCCAAGAUCCCGACUGCCUCGGUAUGGUUUCUGCCACUGGUAAAGGCUCCAACGCAACCGUGGUAUAUGCCCCCUCUUGACACGGCUGAGCCAUCCUACUUGUGGUGCCUCUUGGUCUGCUACAAUCGCGACAGGAAUGUUUACCAGCGAGUCGGCUACGGUCGUCUACUUGAUACGACUUGGAUCAAGAAUGAGACAGAGCAGGAUGUGGUGCUAGCAUAA